UUAUAGUUUUGACGCUUUGGAUAUCUCGUACUACUCAAACAUAUGACAUAUCCAAAUAAUCCAAUAUCAAGAAGUUCCUCGAACUCUUAACUCGUUCUGCUGUGUUUUAAUUUCUGGAUCCAGUAAUAAGGCAUAACUGCAGUGAGUUUGUCCCGUUAUUGAUAAGCGAGUGCGUUUGGGAACACUGCCAGUCGUGUGUUUUAGCAACUACCAACCAGUGGCAACCACAGUGUGCAUCACUGCAUCUCACAAGUUACAAUUUCUGACUCAGCGACAGUUCGGAAGUCCGAUUUACGGAAGCAACUGCAAGUGCUCUUCGGAACCAUAAAUAUAUUCCCGAUAAACGUGCUUUUCCGGAUUAUCAGUUUCCGCUCACACAGAUUUCAAAAUUAUUAUUCGGGAAAGUCGCAAGUUAUUUGGACAAUCAUGGUCGUGAUUGGCAAGCCCCGCAUUGAUUCCGUGGAGGAUUUUUUGCAGCAGAAUGCACUGGAGCCAAACAAUGUUAUUGACCUCGGAGACACGACAGACACGGCGUCUAUCGCCAGCACUCUGCAGACGCAGAGUUCCGUGCCAGGAGUGGUGAUCACCAUUCGCGGAGGGCAGCGUCGCCAGGAACGCCCGCCCCGCUAUCCCCGUCCGAGCGAUAGUCCCUCUUCGCGGAAGAGCAUGGGCGUCCGGAAAUGGCGACGCUACCAGAAUAAUUUGGGACUGCUUUCGGGAAUCGAGGAGGAAGACAGUGUUGAGACAAGUUUUGCAGAAGACAUUGCCGAGGAAACGUCGGGUGGAUUCAGUGAUCUUUUUGAAGAUCCGGAAAAGAUGCAAGCAUGGGAUAAUUUUACAAAGAUGUCCGAAGGCGCUCAGCGAAAGUUUUUGAUGAAGAUGGCUGAAGAUUUCGAGCAUCAGCAUGAAAAUUCGUUAAGCGACGAACUGCCGCGGACGGCAGAAGAAUGCUUUCGACGCAUUGAUCGUAAUCUGCGCCGAUUGGUUGCCCGCCGAUCCCCACCAGUUGAUUUGAUUGAACCGAUGGAAGAGGAAUUGUUAGAGUUUUUUGGCGAACGACCUCAGGAUAUUUUGGAUGUUAUCAAGCCCGAUGUGUACCAUCGCAUGGUCUUCCAUGCGAUCUGUCAGUACUUUGGCCUUAAUUCGAAAAGUGUGAAAACUCGUGAAACCUGCCACACAAGAGUUCGGAAUCGCUCACGGAAUUUUUUACGUCCACCUCAACGCCUCUCAGUGUAUUUAACGGAAAGAUAUUGUGGAUGAGGCACCAUUACUAAAACAUUGAUUGCUUAACCUCACCAUUUUGUAGGGGAAGAAUGCCGGGUUUCUCGGUGUUGAAAAUGAAAACUUAUAACGGGCUUUGUUAAUUAACUUAAUUUUAACUCCUGUUGUUAACUUGGAUGUUCAUAACUCUUUACUAAAGUAAGGUGCAUGAACAAACCAGCAGA
This is a messenger RNA of Paramacrobiotus metropolitanus, 1445 nucleotides long. RefSeq names its product R3H domain-containing protein 4-like. Gene Ontology annotation, molecular function: nucleic acid binding. The transcript has 7 exons. Bases 427 to 1260 code for a protein of 277 amino acids. The record is from RefSeq and is a predicted model, not a curated record. NCBI's taxonomy places the organism in Eukaryota, Metazoa, Tardigrada, Eutardigrada, Parachela, Macrobiotidae.